Molecule: messenger RNA, 651 nt
Organism: Daphnia pulex (common water flea)
Lineage: Eukaryota; Metazoa; Arthropoda; Branchiopoda; Diplostraca; Daphniidae
Gene: mRpS6
Product: probable 28S ribosomal protein S6, mitochondrial
Exons: 1
Coding region: 153-599 (148 amino acids)
Biological process (GO): translation
Cellular component (GO): ribosome; mitochondrial small ribosomal subunit
Molecular function (GO): structural constituent of ribosome; small ribosomal subunit rRNA binding
Source: RefSeq, a predicted model, not a curated record
ACAAAAUCUGAUUCUGAAGUCUGAGCUCUGAAGUCUGAACGACAAAUCGGACUUUAUCCUAUUUGUUCCGUUUUUUAUUCUAUCAGUUAAAAUACAAAUAAAAUAAUAAAACUGCAACGCAACCGCUCCGUAUUCAUCAUAACGCAUUCAUCAUGCCUUCGUAUGAAUUAUCUUUAAUGUUGCGAGUACUUUCUAAACCAGAAUUAGUGUCCUCUCUGAAACGUUCUGCUGAAACGAUAGUACAGCAAGGUGGAGUACUUCGUCAAUUCAUUUCCAUUGGAACUAAACCUCUUCCAUUCAAGAUUAGAGCUCACACUCAAUGGCACAGAGAAGGCACAUAUUUUUUGAUGAAAUUUGAUGCCCCCAGUUCUGCUGUUGAAAAUCUAAACGAUGAAUUCAAGAGAGAUAUUGAUCUUAUCCGAACACAUGUUGUAAAAUGUGAAGAACCAGUCAAACAGGAAUGCACAUUGGAAGAAGAAUUGAAAUCUCCAGCAUACCGCAAAGAUGUUCAGCAACUUGUAGAAGAAAGCAGAAAAACUGUUAGGAAACAGUUCAAGCAAAAUUCUCCUGGAUUUGAUUAUUAUCCAUUUCAAAAGUAGCCUCUCCUCUAUUUAUGUAGCAUCAUCAAAUACAUUGCCUUGAAACCCACAA